AUCAGGCGCUUGCUUAGUCACUCAGUCUCUCUCUCUGUUUCUCUCGGCGCUCUUUUUAAGUAACCUCCCACUCUCUUCUCUCUGCUUCUUCCCCCAAUUCCGAAUGCAGUUACAGAGGAUGAAUCGUCUAGCGCCGUUAUCGGAGGAGCCGAUCGACGAACAUGACGGCCGCACUCGGAAUCGCAACCGGAGUGGAAGCGGCAGCGGUGGCGGAGGAGGACGAUCGUGGCGGAACUGGAUCAGAACUCAUUUGUCGAUCCUUUCUAGUGGAAAGAGGUCCGAUGGCCUUAACGUUCUCCUCAGCGUCCUCGGCUGCCCUCUGUUUCCGGUCUCCGUUCAACCUAACAAUUUCGUCUCCUCUGCCAAUCAGGUUUCAUCAUCGUCUCAAUAUAUCAUAGAGCAUUUUGCGGCGGCGACUGGGUGCCGGAAGUUAAAUGGGAGGGUGAAGAAUAUAUUUGCGACCGGGAAAUUAACGAUGGGGUUGGUGGAUGAGGUUAGUUCCGGCGGUGGCGCAAGUGGAGGAGGAGGAGUAGGAGGACCCACCGGCGGUGUAACACAGAAAGGUUGCUUUGUGAUGUGGCAAAUGAUUCCGAAUAAGUGGCUGAUAGAGCUGGCUGUGGGAGGCCACAGCAUCGUGGCCGGCAGCGAUGGCAACGUGGCUUGGAGGCACACGCCCUGGCUUGGCUCUCACGCCGCUAAGGGCGCCGUCCGCCCUCUCCGCCGUGCUUUUCAGGGACUAGAUCCUUUAGCAAUCUCAGAAGUAUUCUCUCCGGCCCAAUACAUGGGAGAGAAGCAAAUGAUGGGCAUUGAUUGUUUCGUAUUGAAAUUAUCGGUCGAUCAGACAGAUUUGGCCAAUCGAAGUGACAACACAGCCGAGAUGAUCAAGCACGCCAUUUAUGGCUACUUUUGCCAAAAACGUGGACUUUUGGUAUACUUGGAAGACUCCUCGCUGACUCGAAUUCAAUCCCCUGGUUCUCACCCUAUGUAUUGGGAAACAACGAUGUCCACAAAAAUUGGAGAUUAUCGAUCGGUCGAUGGUGUUAUGAUCGCCCACUCUGGUGAGACCAAUGUCGUCAUCACACGCUUUGGAGACGAUCUGAAAACGGGUCCUAUGAUUACACGAAUGCAGGAGAGUUGGAGUAUUGAUGAUAUGGCGUUUAAUGUUCCUGGAUUGUGUAUGGAUAGUUUUAUCCCGCCUCAACAGGUUCAAAAAGAUUGAGAUAAAGCAAGGGGUUGUGAGUGAAGGUGGAGGUGGAGGUGGGUGGAUGGGUUUAGUCGUUGAUUAAAUACAGGGCUUAAAGAAUACAAGGGGAAUGGUAUGUUAUAGUGGCUAA
Molecule: messenger RNA, 1334 nt
Organism: Cucurbita maxima (winter squash)
Lineage: Eukaryota; Viridiplantae; Streptophyta; Magnoliopsida; Cucurbitales; Cucurbitaceae
Exons: 3
Coding region: 104-1219 (371 amino acids)
Source: RefSeq, a predicted model, not a curated record